Molecule: messenger RNA, 1032 nt
Organism: Clunio marinus
Lineage: Eukaryota; Metazoa; Arthropoda; Insecta; Diptera; Chironomidae
Source: the annotation of a GenBank genome assembly
AUGUGUCCAAGAAAGUCACAUCUUAUAUUGUUACUGUGCUUUGCAAUAACUGAAGCGUUUAAAGGAAUCUCAAUCAAUAAAGGGAGCGAAGCAAAUCUCAUCUCGGCAAUAAAAUUCAUCGCUGAGAAACAAUUUCAAAGAGACUGGCCAACUGUAAACAUUUUAUUCUCUUCGAAUCAAAGAAUGAAAAAUAUAUUAAACGACUUAGUUAACGAUGUUCUCACUUCAAAUGAAGAAAAACGUUCAAUUCAGUUGAGUGAUUGCGGAAAUAUCACGAAACAAGCUGAAAGUCUAAGGACACAAAACAUUAUUUUGUUAAGUGAAAUUAGUUCAUUCAGAACAUUUGAAAGCAAUUUACUUCCUAGUCUCUUUGAUUUUAAAGGAUUCUUUUUGAUAUCUUUAAUAGAAAGUUCGUCAAGUGAUCUUGAAGAAAUUUUCACAGCAAUGUUCAAGAAAAAUAUUUAUAAUGUUGACGUUGUUAUUGAUAAUUGUGGGAAAAUUUCCUUGUACACGUUCAUGCCUUUUAAUUCCAACAAAAGUUGUGGCAACACGCAACCUGUAAAUCUUCAGAAUUGUUCCAUUAAAGUUAUAACAUUCGAAGACAGUUUUUCUAUAUUUAAAGUCAAUGAGAGUGACGGUAGGUUUGAUCUGAAAGGAAGUGAUAUUGAUAUAUUGUAUGGGUUGUCGAGAUCGAUGAACUUUCAUCCUAACAUAACAUUUUUGGAUACAUUUGAGCCUUGGGGGAUGGUAGCAAAAAACGGCACAGUGACUGGUGCCUUGGGAGAGCUUGUCAAUAAGAAUGCCGAAAUUGGAAUAGGAAACUAUUUUUUGAAAGCAAACCGUAUCGAAAUUCUAGAUCACAGUAUUUCUUAUAAUAGUUUACCAUUGAUGUUUAUAAUUCCACCAGGAGAAGAGUUGAGUGGGUUUAAGAAGCUUCUGCAACCUUACAGCAUAGAAGUUUGGAUAUUAUUAUCAAUAAUUCUAGUCACAGCUUUGUGUGGUUACGAAGUUUUGUUUAUGGACAUCAAGUAA